AUGCUGCGAUAUGGGCUCCGGCGUGCCUGUCCAUUUCGUCUGAGAGUGCCGCGAAGUCAACUCCGCAACCUUUCGAGCAGAGUACCACCCUUCCUUAAUAUUCAUGAAGAAGUCCAGGAUGCACUAAGCAGAGGGAAACCGGUCGUAGCGUUGGAGACCACGAUCUACACCCAUGGCUAUCCCUAUCCAGAGAACGUGGCCCUCUCAUCCCGGCUCGAAUCGCUUGUGCGCAUCCAUGGCGGAAUCCCAGCUACCGUGGGCAUUGUAGACGGCGUAGCUUACGUCGGCAUGGACCCAGAGCAGAUUAUCCAGCUCAUAUCUACUGCCGGAAGUGCAAAUACCAUAAAGGUGUCAAGGCGGGACUUGAGCUACAUUACUGGCCUUGGUCUUACUGGGAGGAAACUCAACGGUGGUACCACAAUAUCCGGUACAAUGGUUCUGGCACAUCUGGCUGGCAUAAAAGUCUUUGCUACUGGAGGUUUGGGUGGUGUUCAUCGAGGUGCAGAGAACAGCAUGGAUAUCUCGGCUGACCUGACGGAGCUUGGCCGCACACCCGUGGCGGUGAUCAGCGCGGGCUGCAAGAGCAUUCUUGAUAUUGGCCGAACGAUCGAGUAUCUUGAGACUCAGGGAGUGCCUACAGCGACGUUCGCCGAUGGCCGUUCCGGCAAUGUCGACUUUCCCGGCUUCUGGACCCGCGAUAGCGGAUUCAAAAGCCCUGUGACGAUCCAGAAUGAAGCUGAGGCUGCUGCCAUGAUAUAUGCUCAGACCUUGUUGCCUGUACAUACAGGGUUCGUCUUCGCGAAUCCCGUUCCUGCUGAAUCCGCACUGGACAAGGUACAGGUUGACGGCUAUAUCACGCAAGCUGUGCGUGAAGCUGAGGAGAAGGGCGUGAUUGGGAAUGCCAACACACCGUUUCUGCUGAAGAGAAUUCGCGAGCUGAGCGACGGCUUGACUGUGACAGCCAAUACCGCACUGGUUGAAGCGAACAUUAUUCGAGGUACAAAAGUCGCUGUUGAAUUGGCUAAACUGGAGAACGGUGCUGGCGCUCGGUCUCGUCAUCAGCCUCAGAUCUCGGUUCCAUUAGCAAGGACAGAGCAGGCGAUGUCCCCGGAGAAGCCUUCGCCAAAGGAUAAAGGACAGGUCGACCUACUUGUCGUCGGAGCUGUCGCCAGUGACACAAUUUGCGACUAUGCACCCUAUAGCACGUCUCUUGCGCCAGCGCCUGUUCUGCAGACGUCCAAUCCAGCCAGAAUAGGUCAGUCCGCGGGAGGUGUGGGCCGUAAUGUGGCUGUUGCAGCCCAUUAUGCUGGCGCCCGUACCGCUUUGGCCAGUGUCGUAGCGGAUGACAUUGCAGGGCAAUCUCUUCUCCGUCAUAUAAAUGAUGUAGGUCUAUCGAAUGCUUACCUUGAGACUGUCAGCUCAGCUGAGGCCACGACAGCCCAAUAUGUUGCAGUCAACGAUGCCCGGAAAGACCUAGUGCUGGCAAUGGCAGACAUGACGAUCUUUGGGAGGCCGGAACUGGAGCAGCAGUCACACUGGGACGGUAUACUGGACAGGAGUCGUCCAAAGUGGCUCGUCGUCGAUGGCAACUGGUCUGCCCCUAUAAUGAAAUCCAUCUUCGGAGCAGCACGAGCACGCAGAAUACCCAUAACAUUCGAGCCAGUCUCUACGGCCAAGUCGAUCACGAUCUUUGAUAAACGAUAUCCCGCGGUUAGUCUAAAGGAUUGCUUACCACGACACGCUCUGAACCUCAUUACGCCAAACCAAUUCGAAUUGGCCGCCAUGCAUACUGCCGCUCGUGAGAAUGGUCACUUCGAUUCACAGGAGUGGUGGACUGCUGUCGACAGCUUCGGGCUCUCGAGCUCAGGUACGCGCGAGAAGUUCGCUCACAUCGCAAGCUCGGCUCUGGUCGAGCAAGGCAUCCCACAACAAUGUAUGCAGUUGCUGCCCUUUGUUCCCAACAUCGUGACAAAGCUGGGUAGCGAAGGAGUUUUGCUUGCACAAGUCAUACGAGAAAACGAUCCACGGCUGCGGGAUCCUGAUUCAUCCCAGUAUAUUGUUUCAAGAUGCCUGGACAGUACUCUGCCUGAAAUUGGUGGAAUCUAUAUGAGACUCUUCCCACCGAGCGCCAGGGUGCCAGACGAUGAGAUCGUAAGUGUCAAUGGAAUCGGCGACACAAUGCUUGGGACUAUCAUGGCUGGUCUUGUCAACGGCAGAACAUUGGAGCAAGUUCUGCCUAUCGCGCAGGAAGCGGCUGUGCUGUCGUUGAAAAGCAAGGAAGCAGUCUCGUCCGAAGUACGGCAGAUCGCAGCUCGCUUACGAUGA
Cyphellophora attinorum is the source of this 2325-nucleotide messenger RNA. RefSeq names its product Pseudouridine-metabolizing bifunctional protein. Gene Ontology annotation, molecular function: pseudouridylate synthase activity. The coding region runs from base 1 to 2325 and encodes 774 amino acids. The transcript is spliced from 3 exons. Lineage: Eukaryota; Fungi; Ascomycota; Eurotiomycetes; Chaetothyriales; Cyphellophoraceae. The record is from RefSeq and is a predicted model, not a curated record.